CCCAGUUCUGUGUGCCCCUUUUCUUGGGACACAGCCCUUUUUCAGUAUUCUGAGCUCAGCCCACUCCAACAGCCUCUGGUUUUAUGUUUGUUUUUUUUCCCAUCAGCUCUGCCCUCUCUCUGCUCAGAAAAACCUCUGUGUUCCUUUCCUGCUUGCUCCAGGUUUAUCUGUGCUCAUAGCUUGUAUUCAGUUGUCCAAAUUUUUAAAUUAAAACUGCAAUUGUAGCUUGGUUGAGCUAUAUUCCUGUGCUCCCAGCAGGGACUGCUGCUUUUCCCCACAUGUUCCAAAUCAGCUUGCCAUGCCAGUGGGGGAUGGGUGCCAGUUCUGCAGUUUGGGGAGCUUUACUUACAGUUCUAUGCUGCAAUCUCAGCUGUUCCACUCAUUCCAGACUGGUUUACAAUGUUGUCCAGUCAUAGAAAACCCCCUAAUGUUUGUUCUAGAUUAUUUACUAGCUGUUUCUGGCUAUUUGCUAGGUGUUCUAGGGGACUAAGUAAAUACCACACCUCUCUAUGCUGCCAUCUUGCCCCACCUCUGUGUAUAUGUGUGUUUUAAGAGAAUUUUUACCAUUGUUUUUCAGAUUCACUUAUAUCACUUACGUAAAGUGCUCUUUAAGAAGAAAAAACAUUUGACGUUAUUUCAAUUUAAAAACGAACAAACAAAUAAAAACUUGUAUGGCAACUAGUAUAAUCAGGAAAUGCCUAGUAACCCCUGAAAAUCAUUCCUAGCUAUUUUAUGAACCAGAAGCCUUACAGGAAAGGACUAGGAGUUUUGAUAAAAUCUGGAUAUUGGUUAAGCUAAUUCUGAUGCUGUGUUUCUUACGUUUGGAAGCAUUGGCUAUCUUCCAUUGGGUGAGCAGCAGUAUCUUAGUGAAAUACUAUCAUUUUAGAUUUGUAUAGGUCCUUUGUGAUCUCCAAGAAUUAUUUAACAGUGAUAUGAAACCUCUAUGCUGAGUAAAGAGCAUCUAUUAGAAAUGAUUUGUCAGUCAGGUGGCUUAGGCAAUUAGAGCUCUAAUGCAUGGCAACAUGUUAGAACCACAAGCCUUUUGGGGAUGGAGGCAACCAUAGAGAUCACCUAAUCUAGCCUCCUCUUUGUAUAGAUUAAGAAACUGUGGCCUAAAGAGGGGAGGUGACUUGUCCAGGCCACACAGCUGGUAAGUGAUAGAGCCAUGAUUAGGGCCUAGGUCUUCUAAAUUCAGUUCUUUGAAUCUCAGAGCUUCCUAACAGUGUCCACAAUCAUCAAGGAUAUUAGCUGCAUACUUGGAAAUUUCACCUGACAUUUUAAGUCUCAGUGAUUUGUCUUAAACAUCAUUAUGCAUUGAAGUUUACUACCAUAGCAUUUUUAUUCUCCUUGAACUGAAAUAACACUCCAGAAGUAUGUGCAAUGUUUAAGGUAUGGCUUGUUGGGCCUCUUGGCACAGUGCCAUAUGCCUUUAACCUUUUUUCCACAUGGUGACACAGAAGCAAACACUCUUAAUGGCAGGUCAUUUGAAGGGUCUCCAAGGAGGUAUAUUUUCUUUGUUACCAUUAUUGAUUGAAUGUAAUUUUAGUUCUACUUUAUGCCUUAUCCUUGCUGCUAUGUGAGUGUGUAAAGAAUUUCUUUUGCACUAAACAUUUAUAAAGAUAGUACCUGAUUAACAGACAAGAUUGUAUUUAAUGUGAGUUUAUCUUCUUAUUCUCUAGAUGGAUAGCUGUCAGCCACCACAAAUGAAAACAAAUCAAAGAGAUGCAGAGCACUUAUGCUUUUGCAUGAUUUCAUGGAAGGCCCUAAUUGAGCUCUCAAGGAAAAAUCAUUAUCGACAUCAUUCACUUCCUGUGGGGAGAAAACAAGUAUGAGAGGUGAUCAAGCCCAGAAGGCCACAACAGAAAGAAUCACUGCAACUUUGAGUGCCAAAUGGAUGUUAUAGAUUUUGGAGGAGGGAGAGAGUUCUGAGGGCUAAGAUUAUCCCAGAAAGUUUCAGAGAAGAUACGGAACUUGAGGAAGGAUUUGACAAACCUGAUGUUUAGCAGACUUGCAAUGCCCUAAACUCAAAUGGAAGAUUUUUUCUGGCAGUGCAUUCAGCCCUCCAGGAAGAGUGGAUUAUUUUACUUGGAGCACAAUUCAAGGGAAGUAUUAAGAAGCAACAUUUUUUUUCUAAUGUAAAAAUUAAAUAAAUAAAAGAAGAAACUUACUGAUGUCCUCUCUGCUGUAUUUCAUGUACCUUAGGAUGUUGGUAGAAAGACAUCAAACCAUGAUUGUUUCACAAAGCUCAUUUAGUUUCAACAAAAAUUUCAAGUCAGUAUGGUCACUUAGUGAUCUCUUUCUGUAUAUUUGAACUACCCACUUGAUGUGCUUUUUAAGUUUGGAAUAAGAGAAUAAAGAAAAGGAGUCCCACCAACUGUUGCAUAAUUUUUUAUUGAAUUAUGCUUAGAGCCUUUUAGCAUGAGGAAUGCUGGCUUUGGCAAACUAACAGAAGAUAUCUCUUAUGGGAUGCCUCUCUGUUUUUGUUUUGGAAGAACUUUGAACAAUUAAUCACAGCAUUAUUUACAGUUAUAAAAUGUUGGAAACAACCUAAAGUUCAACAAAAAUGAAACAGAUCAUUUGCAGUACACAUGCUUGACAGUAUAAUAUACAGCAUGAAAAUAACCAUGCUGCCAAUAUGGCAACAUUAAGAAAUGCUUGUUUUAUAAGUGUGAAAAACUGAUGCUAGGUUUUAAGUUAUGUAAUAUGAAAAUGGACAUAUAAGCACCUUAAAAAGGGCAGGAAGAUUAUAAAUGAUUAAACAAAUGAUUUCCUUUAUUGCUGUUUGUAUUCCAAAUAGUUGCUCAAGGGAAAAUGUAAUUGAAAUCUGCAUGAUCAGGACACCUACAUAAUAUAAAUAUGCUCAAGUCUCUCUGCCAUCAUAAAAAGAAAGCCCCUUCCUUUUCAUUCUACUGCAAAUAUUACAUAACUCUUCUCUUCUCUCAUCAGCUAAGCUUCUUCAAAGAACUGUCUCCAGUAGCAUUUUUUACUUUCUCGUUUUGUAUUUUCUGCCUAAUCUAUUUAAAUCUGUCUUUCACCCAGGUCACUUCUUUGAAAUUGUUCACACCAAGGUUGUUGAAUUUUAUGUGAGGGAAAUGUCCCUGAAGACCCUGCAAAUGCAAGACUGUCUUUCAGAAUAAAUGUGACAUGUAUGUGACAGAGUGCAUUCUUGGCAGAUGGAGGGCUUCAUAAAUGAUGGAUGGAAGCUCUGUAUCUUUCCCUCUGUUUCCACUUGAUUCUCCAACAAUGAAGCUCGGCUGAGAGUGUGUCAGGAUUGGAACCUCUUCACCAGAAUCUAUUCGGCACUCCAGCAGUGCUUGAAAGUUGUCAGAAGUAAACAGACCUUCCGGGAGUUCAUCAGCCUCAUGCUCAUCCAGAGGAAGAAGCUGAGUCUAAAUAAAUAAGUUCAAUUACAUUCACAUAGACUCUCUGGCCUGAGUCCAAUUUAGAGCCUGUCUCCAGCUCCAGGGCUCCCUGUCUGCAGCUGAAUUGUGAGAAGAGGAAAUAAAUUCAAAUCACAGAGCAGAUGUGUUUCAGUGCUGCUCAGAGACUAGGAGAGAAGAGGAGGCUCGUCACGGAUGCCCUCAGCAUUUUCAGUCCCGCUGACAUCUUUUUAUACCUUUAAGAACGGAAUAGUAUGCAAGUGCUUAGUUGGAGUCAGCAUUACCAUUCCUGUUUCAGUGAGAAAAAACUGAGGCUGGAGGAGCUCAGAUUUGCUUAAGUUCACUCACCUCAAAAACAAGGACAUGCAGGACUCAAACCCACAUCUUUGUUCCUCCUGAUAUUUUUUUCUCAGCUGCCUUUCCUCGAUGCUCUCUACAGUGUGGGGUGGUGGCGGGAGACCUGUGUUCAGCUGGGCCUGUCACUGACUGCAUUAUCUCCCACAGAUACUUAACUUUUUUGGCACUCGGUUUUCAAGCGCGCAAAACAGGCACAAUAAAGCCCACAUGUCACAGGAUCACAGGUGAGAAGAGCCCUUUGGAAACUGUAAAUUGCUGUACAAAUAAGCGCUGCAACAGGCAUGAACACGCAACUCCCCUAGUUUCCAGUCCGGAGAGUCGCUCCUGUCUCCACCCCUCUCCAAAGCAGCCGCAGCGUAGGGCAGGAAGGAGAAUUAACCCCUGGGCGCCUCUCUGGGGCGUUUCUACGCGCCGACGGGGAGGAGUUCAGCCUCGGCCCCCGCCCCGCCGCCGCCUUUCGCGGGCACGCACCCUUGCGCUGCGGGAGUCUUUCUUCCGCGCCGAGCCUCGGCUGUGCUUCCCCGCCCCGGCACUGCAGGGCGGGCGGGCAGCCAGGAUGCAGGCCCCGCACAAGGAGCACCUGUACAAACUGCUGGUGAUCGGCGACCUGGGCGUGGGCAAGACCAGCAUCAUCAAGCGCUACGUGCACCAGAACUUUUCCUCGCACUACCGGGCCACCAUCGGCGUGGACUUCGCGCUCAAGGUGCUCCACUGGGACCCGGAGACCGUGGUGCGCCUGCAACUCUGGGACAUUGCAGGUCAAGAAAGAUUUGGAAACAUGACAAGGGUCUAUUACCGAGAAGCUAUGGGUGCAUUUAUUGUCUUUGAUGUCACCAGGCCAGCCACAUUUGAAGCAGUGACAAAGUGGAAAAAUGAUCUGGACUCAAAGUUAACUCUUCCUAACGGCAAGCCAGUUUCAGCCGUUCUGUUGGCCAACAAAUGUGACCAGGGGAAAGAUGUGCUUAUCAACAACGGCCUCAAAAUGGACCAGUUCUGCAAGGAGCACGGUUUUGUAGGAUGGUUUGAAACAUCAGCAAAGGAAAAUAUAAACAUUGACGAAGCCUCCAGAUGCCUGGUGAAACACAUACUUGCAAACGAGUGUGACCUAAUGGAGUCUAUUGAGCCGGACAUUGUGAAGCCCCAUCUCACGUCGCCCAAGGUUGCCAGCUGCUCCAGCUGCCCCAAAUCCUAGAGGGCUGCUUUGUUAGUAAAUGGUGGAAACGAUCUCAUCAUCCCUUGCGUCGUGCUCAAUUUUUACCAUUUCAGGUAAAUGUCAGGAUAGGGAUAUACCAGUGACGUGGCAGAGAUCCGUGCCUGUAUCUUUCCUAAAAGAGAAAUAGCAAUGUUCUUUUGUGUUUUUUCCUACCAUCGGAACAGUGUUUACAGGCUUUUUAAAUAUUUAGUCUGUUACAAAAUUCUGUCUUGUAGCUGAACAAUAUUUCUGUGCCAGAGCCAGCACAGUAUUUCCUUCUUUAAAUCAGUGGAGGCCUUAGGCCUUAAAGAGAAGCGGGAGAACAGGCUAGCUGUCAAGUUAAGCAUUGGCUUUCGCCUUGCCCGUGGUGCCUUUGUCCAGAUUUCAGUACGUUCUCUGAUGUUCGAACAGGCUUUUAAAUAGAAACAGUGUCUGUUCCCGAGAUGACCUCCAUUCUCAGCGGACCUAGGAGUUGUCUCUGAUUUAGGCUUCAUGGUCAUGUACACAGACUUCCUGUGCUUUUGUUCCUCCAUGGUCACUUGCCAUGCCCUGAAGGCCGAUUUACUGAAAACUGGAUGCAAAUACCCGCCCCCCAUAUGUAUGUGCCUUUUCGUUAGCUUCCUAUGACUCAAGCAGUGGGACACUUCUUAUACUUGUAUUAUAUUAUAUAUGUAUUUUCACAAGUGAAAAAUAAAACAUUCAAAG
This is a messenger RNA of Choloepus didactylus (southern two-toed sloth), 5634 nucleotides long. It is a transcript of the gene RAB38, whose product is annotated as RAB38, member RAS oncogene family. The record is from RefSeq and is a predicted model, not a curated record. Gene Ontology annotation, cellular component: late endosome; trans-Golgi network; lysosome. Bases 4294 to 4929 code for a protein of 211 amino acids. Gene Ontology annotation, biological process: phagosome-lysosome fusion; endosome to lysosome transport. Gene Ontology annotation, molecular function: GTP binding; GTPase activity. The transcript is spliced from 12 exons. Lineage: Eukaryota; Metazoa; Chordata; Mammalia; Pilosa; Megalonychidae.